UAUAAGUCCGGCUAACAAAACGCGCUGUCCAAACACAAUGAAAAGACCGCGCGCGCACGGUCGUCAAACGGAUUUGGGCAAACGCGGCACGUGAGCGCGCGCUCACUCUUGAGCAGGACACCGGGCAGGGUGCGUUCCGCCGAUCCUCCCCCGUCCCUCCCCUCGGCGGGCAGAUCGCCUGCGCCUCUGACGACAGCCAGUCGCACGGCGUGGUGAGCGCGAGGCUGUGGAGAAACCGCGUCAAGGAGCGAGGACUGCGCGCCUGCAUCGGAGACCGUGUGCGUGGGAGUUGUCGCCCCCCCCCCCCCCCUUCUCUCUCUCUCUCUCUCUCUCUCUUUCUCUCACAUACUCUCUGUGUCUCUGUAUCUCUGUCUCAUCACCUGGCAUUUCCAUCGCUCCUUUUUCCUCCACACUCGUUUGGACGCGAGUCCGGUUGCCCGCCAGGUCCCGUUGCCGAGGGAGGAGCGCCCGGUGAGCGCGUUUGUGCGUGCGUGUGGGCUGCGCGCUGUUUUUUUUUUCUUUCUUUUUUUUUCCUCAACUCCAGCUGUCUGCCGAGAAAACCGCCGCACUGCCGUAGUGGAGGAACUCCCCGGCAAUCCGCGACAAAUUUGAGUGCUUUUUCUCUACCCCGCGUUCGCUUUGACGCGGUGUCUGAAGGCGAUGGACUCGAGGCUGCGCGUGUCGGUUUGAUUGUUUCGGUGGCCGGGAGUCGCCGUCGGGGACGAAAUAAUGCGAGAGGAUGCUCGGAAGCAGUGAAGGAAACAGCAGGUAACCGAUAAGAUGGCGGCCAGGGAAGCGACUGGGCACAGCUACCUGGUGGCUUGUUGGCAGCCCAUUCUGAUCCUGAUGCUGGGCACUGUACUCUCUGGCUCCACCACAGGCUGUCCGUCCCGCUGCGAGUGCAACGUUCAAGAGCGCUCCGUGAUGUGCCACCGCAAGAAGCUCAUGACAGUCCCUGAGGGCAUUCCUGCAGAAACUAAACUGCUGGACCUCAGCAAGAACCGCAUCAGAACCAUCAACCCAGACGAGUUUGGCAUCUUCCCCAACCUGGAGCACCUGGAGCUCAGCGAAAAUACGAUCUCCACCAUUGAACCUGGAGCCUUCAACAACCUUUACGGCUUGCGGACAUUGGGCCUGCGUAGCAACAAGCUCAAGCUGAUCCAGCUGGGGGUCUUCACAGGCUUGAGCAAUCUCACACAGCUGGACAUCAGUGAGAACAAGAUUGUCAUCCUGUUGGACUACAUGUUCCAGGAUUUGUACAACCUGCGAUCUUUAGAGGUGGGUGAUAACGACCUGGUUUUCAUCUCUCACCGGGCUUUUCAUGGCUUGAGUAGCCUCGAGCACCUGAGUCUUGAGAAGUGCAACCUGUCCUCUGUGCCAACGGAGGCGUUUACCCACCUCCACAGUUUGAUCACGCUCAGGCUGCGCCUUCUCAAUAUCAAUGUCAUACGGGAUUAUUCCUUCAAAAGGCUCUAUCGGCUAAAAGUGUUGGAAAUAGCCAAUUGGCCAUACCUGGAUACGAUGACUCCAAAUUGCUUGUAUGGAUUAAAUCUGACCUCCCUGACCAUUGCAAACGCCAACCUGACCACAAUUCCCUAUGUGGCCUUGCGGCACUUGGUUUAUUUGCGCUUUCUAAAUCUUUCAUAUAACCCCAUCCAUACCAUUGAGGGGAACAAGCUACACGAUCUCUUGCGUCUGCAAGAAUUUCACCUGGUCGGGGGUAGACUUGCAAUGAUUGAGCCCUACUCUUUCCGUGGUCUCAACUACCUGAAGAUCCUUAAUGUAUCUGGAAACUCUCUCAGCACCUUAGAGGAGUCCGCUUUCCACUCAGUCGGCAACCUCGAAACCCUUGCCCUGUACGAUAACCCACUGGCCUGCGACUGCCGACUGUUAUGGGUUUUUCGGCGACGCUGGAGGCUGAACUUCAACAGGCAGCAGCCUACCUGCGCCUCCCCCGAGUUCGUCCAAGGCAAAGAAUUCAAAGACUUUCCGGAUGUCCUGCAGCCAAACUACUUCACGUGCCGCAAGUCCAGGAUUAAAGAUCGCAAACCCCAGCAGAAGUUUGUCGACGAGGGAGCCAUCGUUCAUUUCGCUUGCCAGGCGGACGGAGAUCCCGCCCCGUUGAUAAUGUGGCUCUCCCCGCAGAAAAAGUUCAUCACCUCCAAGACCAUCGGGAGGCUCUCGGUCUUGCCGGACGGCACCCUCGAGGUUCGAUACGCCCAGAUUCAAGACAAUGGCACAUAUGUGUGCAUAGCUAGCAACGCCGGGGGAAACGACACCUCCCUCGCUCACCUGCACAUUCACAGCUACUCGCCCGACUGGCCACACCAGCCCAACAAAACCUUUGCCUUCAUCUCCAACCAGCCCGCAGAAACCGGCGGCAACGGCACAAGAGCCAACGCCCCUUUCCCCUUCGAUAUAAAGACGUUGAUCAUUGCCACCACAAUGGGCUUCAUCUCUUUCCUCGGCGUCGUCUUGUUUUGCCUGGUGCUGCUCUUCCUCUGGAGCAGAGGCAAAGGCAACACCAAGCACAACAUUGAGAUCGAGUAUGUGCCCCGGAAAUCGGACGCUGGCAUGAGCAGCGGCACGGUGGAUGCUCCUCGCAAGUUUAACAUGAAAAUGAUUUAACGGAGCUAGUUUCGGCCACGACAAAAACAAGACGAAUGGAAAAGAAGACAUUUUCUUUACCCCAUUACGAAAUUGUGGAUUCUGGUCUAUUAACAUUUUUCUUUUUCUUUUUUUGACCGAAGAACUAGGAAGGAAGGCAGUUCUUGACUUUCGCAAAUGAGAGGGAACAAAAGCACAUCCACCGCUACGGCUAUUGGUGGCUCCUACAAGGCCUUUAGGGGCAUUAAUUGGAAGUCAAAUUUGUCAUAAACAGUUCAUACUCCUGCAGAUUUAUACUGGGAAAAAUAUAUCGGAAAGAAAAACACUUCAAACAACCGUAAUGCGAGGGGCAGAUCAUAGUUUGGCCAUAGCUGUUUUGUGUCUGUAUCUUUAAUUUACCGUUUGUUCUCUUUUUUGAUCGCCAAGGUUAGAUGUCAAGUUAUGAGUGAGAUUUAUCUGGGUUGAUGAGCACAUUUAUACAAAGUUGAUGCAUUCAAACUACUUCAUCAUUAUUAUAUGUGCUCAAAUUGGUCUGUUUUCUGUAAUUCUGUAACAUGUCUGUAAUCCAUCAAAUGUACAGUAGGUCUGUGUCACAAUACCUGAGUUUUAAAAAAAGCGGUUUGCAAAAAUACUGUUUCGGGGAAUACAACACUUUUAUGUGUACUAUAUGAAAGCGGAUUUUAAUUUCACACCAUUUAUAGAAAGUACAAUGACGAAUAAUGUUUACAUGGGUCAUAAUGUAACGUGAAAUGUGGAAUAAACAAAUGCAAGUGCUCGGCAAAUGCGUGCACGGAGCGAUAUACAAAUACAUCUCUGCAACUUUUACUAUUGAUACCAAUUCUCACAACCGUAAGUUUGAAUAGACAAACAGUAUUUAGUGGUCUAAACUAGCAGCAAAUUAGCUUGCUCAAUGUGGCUUUUAAUAUUGGAUUCGAGCAUUUGGGAAAUGCUUUAAUGAAACAUGCUGCGCCCAGUACAUGACAUCAGUAUCAGUGUCACUCAUCCUUAAUUCUCAUAUGUAAGCCAGACAGGGCCCUCACAUGGAUGGAGGGCAUGAUGCAGAAGGAAAUGUGAGAUGCUGCUGAUGGGGCUCUGUUAAAAGAAUAAAUGCAACAUCCAUCCUGCGGCUUUACCCUUCUAAAAAAAAAAAGAUUGACAUUGAUACCCUAAUACAACAGUGUAAGCGUUUACCCCACAUUGUUUUCAAGACCUUUCAAAAAAUAAUAUGAAAGCAGUUUUUUGCUCAACGCGAUUGUGAGGAACAAAGGUUGUGGUGCCCGCAUUUUUGGGAUAUAAUGUGCUCCUCAAGCUGUAGAAUAAUUUCUUUCAUUGUUGGUUAUUUUUUCUUGAUUGUUUUUUGGAGAUCAAAGGUUUAUUUGUGCCGAUGCUCCCCUCGUUAAAGCCACGGAAAUAGGACUUUCCAGGAUAAUUUCCAGGUUGGCUAUUCCCAGGAUAUGUGCAAUGUUUGUCAGGGGAAAAAGAACUGUGCAUAGUACGCUCCUAGUUAUUCCUGCAUAUAGAAUCUGAGGUUACAGCCUUUUCAUCCUUUUCAAGUGCACACUGUGGACAGCUGGGCGUGUGUGAGGAAGAAAAAAAAAAAAAGGCUAAGUUAUUUAUGAUGGAUGACAUUACAGACAACAACAGCGCAGCAACGGGCUGCAAGUAUGGACAGAAUAUGCAGAUGGUUGCAGUGACACAGAUGGUUUCACCCGUGGAGCAAUUCGAAGCAGCUUUGGUGUAAUCCGUUUUGCAUCAAGGAAGAAGAAAAAAAAAAAAAGAAGAAAAUCACUGGACAUGGCUCAUGGUUCUCCCUUCUGCUGAUAAUGAAUGCUCUCUUUGUUCAAAGUGUGGCUACUGUACCUAGCCUUUUUUGAUCCUGAGUGACCACGGCAUUCAGUUUUCUUUUGGUUCCUGUUAUUCCUUUUUUUUUUUUGACCCCGGGCUAUACUGAACAUCUAGUCCAAGCCAACUUUUUACAAAAAAAUUGAAAAAAAGAUACAAAAAAAUAAAUCUAUGGAAAAUACAUUCAAAUUGUUCUGUGCAAUAACAGUAAUAUGCAGAUUUUUUUUUUUUAAUUAACAAAAUUUCGUUGAUGUUGAAUUGUUGAAAAUAUGGUAUGUUGUAUUAAACAAUCUAUGGACUUUUUUAAA
Pungitius pungitius (ninespine stickleback) is the source of this 4757-nucleotide messenger RNA. It is a transcript of the gene lingo1a, whose product is annotated as leucine rich repeat and Ig domain containing 1a. The transcript is spliced from 2 exons. Gene Ontology annotation, cellular component: extracellular matrix. The record is from RefSeq and is a predicted model, not a curated record. Gene Ontology annotation, molecular function: epidermal growth factor receptor binding. NCBI's taxonomy places the organism in Eukaryota, Metazoa, Chordata, Actinopteri, Perciformes, Gasterosteidae. The coding region runs from base 781 to 2628 and encodes 615 amino acids.